CGACAACAGACCGGGCAGUAAUGCCUCGUGGUUGCAAAUGGCAACGAUAUCUCUCGGCAUUCUCCGAAGAUGCCGAUGUCCAGACAAUGCUCUCAUGCAAGCUCCGUACAAUCGGAAGCACCGACAGCUUAGUCGGCAAUCUCACGACGUACCAAAUUGAGAAAAUCACUGCCAUGAAAUUGGAGUGCAGUGACGUGCUAUUUUUCGAGAGUUCGCUCGAGGGAACUGCACAAAAUUCCGCAGCUGGUGCCUUCCUCGGAACGCUGAAACGACUACGAGAUUUACGGAUAGAAUAUUGUAAAAUCCGUUAUGUGCCUUCGAUGAUUUUCUCGAAUUUGCGUGACUUGCGAUCGCUCUCGUUGCGUACACACAACAGCGAUUGGAGUGCCAUGAGUCUCGAAUUUCAUCCGGAAAGUUUCCGGGGACUCACAGAGCUUAAGAUGCUCGAUUUGUCCGAUAAUAAUAUUUGGGCGCUUCCAACUGAUGUCUUCUGUCCUUUAUACUCCUUGAGAUUUUUAAAUCUCACUCGUAAUCGUUUAUCCGAUAUUACAAGUCUCGGAUUCUCAGAUUGGGGUAAUGGACCAACAGCGCCCGGAAAAGCUUGCAAUACGGGACUUGAAGUGCUCGAUUUAAGUCGAAAUGAUUUAAGCAAGAUGCCCGAUAAUGGUCUCACAGCACUUCGCAGCUUACAAACAUUAAAUAUCCAAGAUAAUGCAUUGUCGAAUUUGGCAGACAGAUCAUUUGUGGGUCUUGGAGCUCUCAAAGUACUCAACAUCUCGAAUAAUUUACUUACAAUUUUGCCUCCGGAAUUAUUCCAAAGUCCGAGACAAUUAGAACAAUUGUACUUGCAAAAUAAUUCUUUGAGUGUUUUGGCACCCGGUUUACUUGAAGGCUUGGAUCGUCUUAUUACUCUCGAUUUAUCACACAACGAAUUAAGCAGCGAAUGGGUGAAUCGUGAUACAUUUGCAGGACUUGUACGUUUAGUCGUGCUAAAUUUGGGCUACAAUGUUCUCACAAAAAUCGAUCAUCACGUUUUCCGAGGCCUAAUUCAAUUACAAAUUUUGAAUUUGGAACACAACAGCAUCGAAGUGAUUGCCGACAAUGCAUUUGUUGAUUUGAAAAAUUUACAUGCACUCACAUUAUCGCACAACAGAUUAAAACGUAUCGAAGCACAUCACUUGAGCGAUUUGUAUGUGUUGACACAAUUAUUCUUGGAAUCGAACCAAAUUGACACGAUACACGGGCGCGCAUUCGAGAAUUUGACAAAUUUGAAUGACCUCAGCUUGAACGACAACCAAUUAGGGCAAAUUCCUGACGGCCUAAACAAAUUGCGUUUCCUCAAGUCACUCGAUUUGGGCAAGAAUCAAAUUACCGAAGUGCGUAACGAAAGUUUCGAAGGCUUGGAACAAUUAUUGGGACUUCGUUUAGUCGAUAAUCACAUCACAAAUAUCUCGAAAGAUGCUUUCGUUACAUUAUCGUCUUUGCAUGUGCUGAAUCUCGCUUCAAAUCGCAUCAAGAAUGUCGACUCGAAUGCAUUUACGAGUAAUCCAACAAUUCGUGCCAUUCGCUUGGAUAACAACGAACUCGAAGACAUCAAGGGAAUUUUCAACAAUCUUCCGACACUCGUGUGGCUCAAUGUCAGUGAUAAUAAUAUUCAGUAUUUCGACUACAGCAGUCUUCCAUCGUCUCUCGAAUGGUUAGACAUGCACGAAAAUCAAAUAAGUGAACUUGCCGAUUAUUAUGGACAAAAAGAAAAUUUAAAGUUAAAAAUGCUCGAUGUGUCAUUCAAUCGCAUCACAAAAGUGUCAGAACAAACAGUGCCAAACAGUAUUGAAACGUUAUUCUUGAACAAUAAUUUAAUUGAAGAGGUAGCUGCAGGCACCUUCUUGAAGAAGAAAAAUAUCGAAAAAGUUGUGUUAUACGCCAAUUUUAUUCGUCGCAUGGAAAUUGCAGCAAUUGCUCUUUCCCGCAUCCCCGACCACAAAGAAAUGCCACAGUUUUUCAUUGGAGAUAAUCCAAUUUUGUGUGAUUGUCACAUGGAUUGGUUGCAAAGUAUCAACGAAUUGUCUCACUUGCGCCAACAUCCUCGUAUCAUGGAUUUGGAUGCCGUCGUUUGUCACAUGGAACACGAACGCGGCGAUAUGUUACGUCCCCUCAUGGAAGUCAAUCCAAAAGAUUUCCUUUGUCGCUACGAAACACACUGCUAUUCUACCUGUCAUUGUUGCGACUUUGAUGCUUGUGACUGUAAAAUGACGUGCCCUGAUCGUUGCAAUUGUUAUCACGAUCAUACUUGGGGAAGUAAUAUUGUCGAUUGCGGAAAUGCCGGAUACUCGAGUGUUCCUGAAAAAAUCCCCAUGGAUGCUUCGACAAUUUAUUUGGAUGGCAAUGACUUGAACGAAUUAUCAAGUCACAUGUUUAUCGGAAAGAAAAAAUUGGAAGUGCUUUUCUUAAACAACAGCAACAUUGGAUCGAUUCAUAACAGAACAUUCAGCGGUAUUCCCGGCUUGAAAGUUUUGCACAUGGAAAAUAAUAAUUUGAAGGAAUUACGUGGAUAUGAAUUUGAUCAACUCGUCAACAUGAAUAAGUUGUAUUUGGACCACAAUGCAAUCCAAUUCGUGAGUAAUCGUACAUUCAACAACUUGAAAAAAUUGGAAGUGCUUAAUUUGAAUGACAAUAAAAUUAAUAACUUUACGCCAUGGACUCAAUUGUCGGCAGCAAGCGAAACUGGCGCAUUGACAAAAGUCUCGUUGGAUGGCAUUAAAUGGGAUUGUACUUGCGACCAAUUAUUCAAGUUGCAGGAGUGGAUUAAAGACAUGUCAAAUGAGUAUGACUUGAACCGCAUGAUAUGCUUGGAUGAUCGUGUCGUUGGCGAUGUCGUCAUUAGCUGCAUGGAUAACAAACAACAUGAACGCGCAAUUGCCACACCUGCUGUGCAUCGUACCGUAAUCUAUCAGAACCCGCUAAUUGGCGGCGGAUAUAUUCCCCUCCUCGCUGCUGUCUUGGUUGCUAUCAUUGGCACAGCACUUGUCUUCGCACUUAUCUGUGUCUUCCGUCAAGAUGUUCGUUUGUGGGCUCAUGCGAAAUAUGGCUUGCGCUUAUUCAAAGACCCAUCAUUAGCAGCAGGCGAUAACGAAGAAAAGGACAAACUUUAUGACAGCUAUGUCAUUUACAGUUUACGCGAUCAACAAUUUGUCACACAUACCAUCGCUGGCGGUUUACAAUUCUACGGAUACACUACUUGUUUACAUCAUCGUGACAUCCAUUCAACAACUUUCCUCGCCGAUUCAUUACAAAGUGCAGCUGAUGCUUCUCGUCGCAUCAUUUUAACGCUUUCGAUGAACUUUAUCAAGAACGAAUGGCAACAACCGCAAUUCCAAGUUGCUCUCCAAUCACUCAUCGAAAGUAUUCGUCCCAAUCAACGUCGUCACAAACUUGUGCUCAUCCUCUUGGCACCCGUUGACCUCAUCGCCUUGGAUCCCAUCAUGCAAAUUCUCAUCCGCACAUGCACCGUCAUCUGUUGGGGCGAAAAACGCUUCUGGGAUAAGCUGCGUUUCGCCUUGCCUGACAUCAACUCCGAUCGGAGCAUCAAAAAAAUGGGCAACAUUACACGAAGCCCAAAUCUACGAUACACGCCAGCACCAACAACUGUAGAUACGUGGUGCAAAAUGUCGCGUCCCGGGCAUGCAGUGUCAAUUCCCGUGCCGCACAGUCAUCAAAAUACGCCGUCACAAAGUACGUGUAACACGGAAGACGAAAGCGCCUCUUCCGGAGCUGGAUCUCAACACUACGAGGCACCCAUGGUAGGCAGUCAAAUUUACUCGAGUCGCAGUCAAAAUUCACUCGGGCACGUUUACUCAACGAUUCCCGAAACGCCACAAAUGAUUCGAGGAUGCGCCGGCACAAUGGAUCCCCGCAAUGCAGGAGGUAACAGAGCUUAUUUUGUAUAA
Molecule: messenger RNA, 3947 nt
Organism: Culicoides brevitarsis
Lineage: Eukaryota; Metazoa; Arthropoda; Insecta; Diptera; Ceratopogonidae
Product: toll-like receptor 6
Exons: 1
Coding region: 21-3947 (1308 amino acids)
Biological process (GO): signal transduction
Molecular function (GO): protein binding
Source: RefSeq, a predicted model, not a curated record